This is a messenger RNA of Acromyrmex echinatior (Panamanian leafcutter ant), 810 nucleotides long. RefSeq lists its product as uncharacterized. The record is from RefSeq and is a predicted model, not a curated record. Lineage: Eukaryota; Metazoa; Arthropoda; Insecta; Hymenoptera; Formicidae.
AUGAUAGCUUCGAACUAUAUAUCUAUACCGUUGAGACUUACUUGGGAGUACAAGAUCAAGACAAAUUUGACUAUAGUUAUCGCGGUUCUUCAAACUGUACUUGGUACCCUGGCGAUCUGCGUAAUUUUGAUUAGCUACUGCAUCAAACAGAAGUCCUUGGUGCAGAUCGCCAAUCGAUUAAUCACUAUCGAACACGAGAUAGAUCGUCUGUAUGAUCUAUAUCAUCCGCUACGACGACAGCGUACUUUCUGCACUAUGAUCAUCAUUUGCAUUUUGAAGAUUUGCCUGCUGAUGCUUCUUCUGUUCAAUGAUAACCUAGCCUUGGGUUCGACCUUAGUCUCAUGGCUGACAGACAUUGUGCCGACAUUUUACGUGGGUUGGCUACUGAUACAGUACUUCCUGUUGGUGAUGGUCAUUCAGACAGAUUUCGUUGAUGUGAAUCGAGCGAUACAAAACCUCACCAGAAUCAAUACACCUGAUCGACUGCAGUCUCUCUAUCAAACGCGUCGUAUGAUAGUCAACAAUUCGACCGUUCAUCAACUAUUGCAACUGCGAGAUGUGCAUUGUCGUCUCUGUGAAAUUUCUAAAGAUAUGUCGAAUUUCUAUUCACUACCAGUACUAUUCGGAAUCGUUUUUCUCUUUCUGACACUCAUAUAUAAUGGUUACUUUCUUUUCUGGAUUCUGUUGAUAACUGAUGAUAUCAUAGAAUAUGAGACUCUUAGUAAUACCAUCAUCUGGAUAAUAUUUCUGAUUUAUCCCAUCUUUCUUCUCACCAAUAAAAUUACCAAAAUUUUAAUCGAGGUAGAAUAA